GCUUUCCUCCUUUAGGUCUUUCCGCUGGGUGGCGUCGCCUCCUCCUGGGUUGCGAAUAGCUUCACAGUUGUUAAAAGAAGUUCAGUUUUUUCGCCUUUCAUAUUUCUUUGUAAUAUUGCUUCGCCUAUGCGCCGCUCCUUCGGUUCCCGUGACUCGUUUACGAACCGUGAAAACGGCAGCAUGGAGUUCUGAAGGGAAGGAACAUCCACGCGGCUAAAUGCAGCAACAGGACAUCCCCAUUACCCCGAGGGGGGCUGGGGCCUUCUGCCCUUUCUCAAGACGGCCUAUAAACAAGCCGCCCCGCCCACAAAUACCGAAGUCGAAGAGCAGCACAGCACGCGCGACGCGUGACGGGGCGUUGUCCUCGAACCUCGGAAGCCUCUGAGAAAAGUUGGUGUACAGAAGCACCACCAUGCUACCUUGCAGUUUGAUGUGUGCCCUUCUCUGGUUGACGCUCGAUACAACCGCGGCUCAGACGUCAGCUUCAUCAAACAUGGAAACUAGAAUUUUAAACAGUAUAUUGGACAGUGGUCGUUAUGACAGCAGGGUUCAACCGGAUGGAACGAACACGACUGAAGGUCCUGUUCAAGUUGACGUUGACAUGUUCGUGCUUUCCCUCCGUGAUGUGUCAUUCAUGAACAUGGAUUACACAGUUCAAGUGUACUUACGGACAAGAUGGAAAGAUUCUCGGCUGAGAUAUGAUAAUCAGCCUGGGAAAGUGAAAUACCUUAAUUUGAACGAUCCUUCAAAAGUUUGGAGACCCGACCUAUUUAUUCCGAAUGAAAAAGAAGCCAAUUUUCACAAACUCUUGCUCCCAAACACGUUUCUACGUAUUUACCCCCAGGGAAAUGUCCACUACAGCGUGAGGUUGACCUUAAAGCUCGCUUGUUUGAUGGACUUCGCAAGAUUUCCGUUUGACACACAAGUCUGUAAGAUAAUGAUGACAAGCUAUUCCCGUACUACGGAUGCAUUGGUCUUCGAGUGGAAAAGGGGUGAUCCACUCGUAGUAAACAAAGAAUUGUACUUGUUGGAGCAUAAGCUGAUCGAGUCCAAGACAGGCUACUGCAACAGCAAAACAAACACAGGAGAAUAUUCAUGCCUGAAAGGCGGAUUCGUGCUCCAGAGAGAUGUCAGAAGAUACGGCAUUCUGGUGUUCAUCCCCUGCUGUAUGUGUGUGAUCGUUUCUUGGGUCGCUCUUUGGCUAGACAACAAAUCCACGCUGAUUCGCGUGCUGGUUCCGCUGGUGGACUUGGUGUCCCUGUCCAGCCUCGUGAGCAAACUCAACUAUAGCGACAUCCCAAAGACAAAUUUCACGAUGCCCAUCGACACCUGGACCGGCGUUUGCCUGACCUUUGUGUUCAUCGUCUUAAUUGAGGUAGCUGUCGUUGACUACCUGGUUCGCAGGAGCGGGAACCGCCACGAACCAGUUUCAGCGAAGCCUGAUGAGGAUAAGAUGAGUGGUGUCGAGCGUCUUGAAAUGGAGGAUGACAAAGACGUCAAAAAGGCACCUGGGCCAAAUGGUGGCAAUAAGACCAACUGGAAGCAAGGCUUUGAAACAUGGCUGAAGAAAUCAAGAUCAAUGGCAGACAAGAUCGACCUUGUGUUCCGCGUCCUGCUUCCAGUCCUCUUUAUCCUAUUUUUAAUAAUUUUUUUUGGCACACAUCUGUCGGCAUCAACAGAUCCCGAUGAGCUGUUUUAGGGCACGUUUUUUUUCCGAGUGUGCUCCCCUGACCUAAGUGUGACUAAUCCGUAUUGAUAUUGCUAUUGUUACUAACAAAAUAAAAAAGGCAAUCGACAAGACG
Molecule: messenger RNA, 1802 nt
Organism: Ixodes scapularis (black-legged tick)
Lineage: Eukaryota; Metazoa; Arthropoda; Arachnida; Ixodida; Ixodidae
Product: glutamate-gated chloride channel
Exons: 9
Coding region: 413-1699 (428 amino acids)
Biological process (GO): regulation of membrane potential; chemical synaptic transmission; signal transduction
Cellular component (GO): membrane; synapse; neuron projection
Molecular function (GO): chloride channel activity; extracellular ligand-gated monoatomic ion channel activity; neurotransmitter receptor activity
Source: RefSeq, a predicted model, not a curated record